Molecule: messenger RNA, 1416 nt
Organism: Phalaenopsis equestris
Lineage: Eukaryota; Viridiplantae; Streptophyta; Magnoliopsida; Asparagales; Orchidaceae
Product: 50S ribosomal protein L1
Exons: 10
Coding region: 49-1329 (426 amino acids)
Biological process (GO): translation
Cellular component (GO): large ribosomal subunit
Molecular function (GO): RNA binding; structural constituent of ribosome
Source: RefSeq, a predicted model, not a curated record
ACAAAACCCAAAGCCUAAACCACUACCGUCCCAAUCGCGCAUCGCGAGAUGCUCCUCUCACAUGCUCGCCGCUGUUCUCUCCGGCGACCACCUACACUCUUCCUCCCCCACCCCCCCGUCUCCCCUUCUCUUCCUUCCGAAACCUCCCACAGGCUGAGCUCUCCAUUUCUAGGUUUUCACAGGCACUCAUCUUCCAUACCCAUCACGCCCGUUGCCUACCCCCCAAAGCCCAAAGAAUCACCUGAGGGCGACGAGAACAAACCCUCUUCAACCGACGGAAAACCUUAUCCGAUAAGGGAACUGGAACUGAGAGAAAGGACCAUUUCUUCCCCGAAGGAAGCCGGAGAGGUUUCACCUGGCUUUGAUCGGCGGGGGUGGACUCGACGGGACGUGCGUUUUGUGAAGGAUGUCCCGAAGAUAGCUCCGGUUUCUUAUCCAUCACGUGUGGCGCCGCUACCGGAGGACAGGACGGCGGCUCCUGAUGCUGCAGAGGGAGACUUUGCACAGGGGGAUCUCCAGAGUGAGGCAAGGAAGAUCCAGUCUGAUGCAAGGGUGAGGAGCUAUUUUGGAUUGACGCAGGAGGAGAUCAUCCCAUUCCCGACACUGAUUAAGCUGGAUAAACGACCUACGAAGGUUCCCAUUGAUUUGGCCGCCGCCAUACGUGAGGUCAAGGGUAAUGCUAAGAGAAAUUUUCUCGAAUCAGUCGAGGCUCAUGUAAACCUGGGUGUUGAUCCGCGUCGAAGUGAUCAGAUGGUUCGUGGUGCAUUAACGCUACCUCAUGGUACAGGAAAGACUGUUAGGGUUGCUGUAUUUGCAGAAGGAGUAGCAGCUGAUGAAGCGAGGGUUGCAGGUGCGGAUGUUGUGGGUGGUGAUGAGCUCAUCGAGGAGAUAAAAGCUGGAGGAGGUAAAAUAAAGUUUGAUAAGUGCAUAGCAACUCCUAUGUUUAUGCCUCGUUUGUCCAGGAUUGGUCGGAUUCUUGGUCCGCGUGGGUUGAUGCCAAACCCCAAGUUAGGAUCUGUGACAAAUGAUGUCUCUGCUGCUGUAAAGGCGGCAAAAUGUGGACGUGUAGAUUUUAAAAUUGAUAAAACUGUUAUUGUCCAUGUAGGCCUUGGGAAGGUCAACUUCACUGAGGAGAAUUUACGGGAAAAUAUUGGGGCUUUUGUGAAUGCACUUUUAGUCGCAAAACCUGUGGGCCUCAAGAAAACAUCAAAAUAUGCUGGUUAUGUGAAGAAUUUCACAUUAUGCAGCACGAUGGGCCCAGGGUUUCCUGUGACAAUACAGUCAUUAUCUGCUGCAGCAGAUCUCUACAGCAAAAUGCAAGCUAAGUAAUACUUCUUGUUUGUUAUGCAAUUUACUAUUUUAUUUGUAGGCCUGGAGAAUAGAAAAUUUCAAUUUCAGAUGUUGGAAAAAAUUCAA